GUGCAUCACAUGAAGGAUGCGCACAACCCAGCAACUGUCCUCCGCUUCCUGUUAGUGUGCACCGUCAUUGCCUCGCGUACGCCGGUUGCGCACCCUCCUAACGUGCGCAUCCGUUCUCUCCAAGAUCAAAAUCCAACCAAUAGUUACAACCUCAAAACCACCGCCUCUGUCGCUAAUCAAGCACAUCGGUCCAAUCCCACCGCCGACGCCGAGAUCUCCCCUCCGACGAGCCUCGCCGCCAUGUCCAAAGCUCGCGUCUACUCCGACGUCAAUGUCAUCCGCCCAAAAGAGUACUGGGACUACGAGUCCCUCACCGUUCAAUGGGGGGAUCAAGAUGAUUACGAGGUUGUUCGCAAAGUAGGAAGGGGAAAAUACAGUGAGGUUUUUGAAGGGAUAAAUGUGAAUAGCAAUGAGCGUUGCAUUAUCAAGAUCCUUAAGCCUGUGAAGAAAAAGAAGAUAAAGAGAGAGAUAAAAAUACUCCAGAACCUUUGUGGGGGGCCAAAUAUAGUAAAGCUUCUUGAUAUUGUUAGAGAUCAGCACUCAAAAACUCCUAGCUUGAUAUUUGAGUUUGUGAACAGUACUGAUUUCAAAGUUUUGUACCCCACACUGACUGAUUAUGACAUUCGCUACUACAUAUACGAGCUUCUCAAGGCAUUAGAUUUCUGUCAUUCACAAGGAAUAAUGCACAGAGAUGUCAAACCUCACAAUGUUAUGAUAGACCACGAGUUGCGAAAACUUCGCCUGAUAGACUGGGGUCUUGCAGAAUUUUACCAUCCUGGAAAGGAGUAUAAUGUUCGUGUUGCUUCAAGAUAUUUCAAGGGUCCUGAGCUUUUAGUUGACUUGCAAGAUUAUGACUAUUCUCUGGAUAUGUGGAGCCUCGGCUGCAUGUUUGCUGGAAUGAUAUUUCGCAAGGAACCAUUCUUUUAUGGUCAUGACAACCACGAUCAGCUUGUCAAAAUUGCCAAGGUACUUGGGACUGACGAGUUAAAUGCAUAUUUAAACAAAUAUCACCUAGAGCUUGACCCACAACUUGAUGCCCUUGUUGGAAGGCACAGCCGGAAGCCCUGGUCUAAGUUUAUUAAUGCAGAUAAUCAGCAUCUAGUUUCUCCAGAGGCGAUUGAUUUUCUUGACAAGCUUCUUCGGUAUGAUCAUCAGGACAGGCUUACUGCAAGAGAAGCAAUG
Morus notabilis is the source of this 1182-nucleotide messenger RNA. RefSeq names its product casein kinase II subunit alpha-2. The record is from RefSeq and is a predicted model, not a curated record. The transcript has 9 exons. NCBI's taxonomy places the organism in Eukaryota, Viridiplantae, Streptophyta, Magnoliopsida, Rosales, Moraceae. Gene Ontology annotation, molecular function: protein serine/threonine kinase activity; ATP binding. The annotation marks the transcript as partial. Gene Ontology annotation, cellular component: protein kinase CK2 complex; cytosol; nucleus. Gene Ontology annotation, biological process: protein phosphorylation.